Molecule: messenger RNA, 2175 nt
Organism: Platichthys flesus (European flounder)
Lineage: Eukaryota; Metazoa; Chordata; Actinopteri; Pleuronectiformes; Pleuronectidae
Gene: rergla
Product: RERG/RAS-like a
Exons: 5
Coding region: 163-780 (205 amino acids)
Molecular function (GO): GTP binding; GTPase activity
Source: RefSeq, a predicted model, not a curated record
GCUAAUUGUGGGGGCCGCCCACUGGCCAGCAUGCAGCAGACUCCAGCAGCUCUUCCCCAGCAGAUCAUCAGCUCUGUGGCUCUUUACCUCCUCGGCUCCUCAGAGUGAUGACAUCUGAGGGAGAUCACUGCUCCCGACACUGAACUGGUUUCCACAGCCAACAUGAAUGAGAUCAAGAUUGCAGUGCUGGGCGGUGAAGGUGUUGGCAAAUCAGCUCUCAUCGUCCGGUUCCUCACCAGGCGUUUUAUUGGCGAGUACGCAUCAUCCUCAGAGUGCGUGUACAGGAAGUGUCUGUCUGUGGAUGGGAGGCAGGUUCACCUGGAGCUCUAUGACCCCUGCUCUCAGGACUGUGAUGGUAAGUCUGCUUUAAAAAGCCAGAUCCACUGGGCUGAUGGUUUCAUCUUGGUGUACGAUAUCAGCGACCGCUCCUCAUUCCUCGCUGUCAAAGCCAUCGUGCACCUGAUCCGAGAGCUGCACCAUGGAUCUGCCAAAAGGAACGUAGACUCGCCCAUAUUUCUGGUGGGCAACAAACAGGACCUGUGCCACAUGCGAGAGGUGCAACGUGAAGAGGGUCAGCGUCUCGCCGCCGAGUUUCACUGCCAGUUCUACGAGCUGUCGGUGGCUGAGCACUACCAGGAGGUGGCGCUCAUAUUCUCCAAGAUGCUGCAGAAGGCCAGCCUGGGCAGCAAGGCCAAGGAGCGCAGGAGGCGCCCGAGCGGCUCCAAGUCCAUGGUCAAGCUCAUCAACAACGUCUUCGGCAAGAGGAGGAAAUCGGUGUGACGAGGACAGCUGUCAGUCAAGACUGGGACCAAUGGCUUCGUAACUUCAUUAUGUUUAGUGUUGCUGUUGAUUUACAUUGUACUGACUCACAGUGUAGACGUGCAGCAACUGUUAGAAUUAGUUUGGAGAUGGGGGGGGGUUAACCAAAAGGUUCCCGCAUCACUUCCUAACUUUUACUCUCACUUGAUCACUUAUCUUGAUUGGACCAAACGUGUGUUGGCUUACUGAGGUUCCUUCGUCCCAUAUCGUGAUAUUAGAUUGUGGUGGUGUGUAUUCUGGUUUAGUCUUCAGUCUCAGAACCAUUACAGCUCCUGUGUGCAAACACCUGUCAGCGUGAUAAUGCAGUAAUACACAGCUUGUAUUUACUUUAUGACCUGCUUCCUGCCUCCUGCUCCCUUCUUUCUGUAGCUAAUUCAUACUUUUAAUCUUCGAGAUCCUUUGAGGUCUUUUAACGUGAGACGUGUCUUGGAUCAUUAUCAGCCAAAAAAGCCAAACCUAAGGAAUGAUUUGUAACAUUUAAAUCAAGAGAAACAAAUGAAGUUAAAGCUGUGAUCUGUGACUUAAUGUCAGCGUUGCCAGAUCGGUAAUUGUUGAACUAUCGUACCAGAAGCUUGAAAGGAAAAUUCUCUUACUUGACCUAAAAAAGGAUGGGGCACUGAAUACCGACGUUUCAAAGCUGUGUCGAGGUGUUCAGAAAUGAUCAUUUUCAAUGCACAAGGCCCUUAUUUUGAAACAUGUGACAGAAUCCACAAGAUGAUCACAUUCGUAAUCAGUAUCAUGAUUUGCUGAAAAGACGUAAUGUCCAAUUUCAAUUAAGGAAGGUGGAUACAUCUUGGAUACAUCUUGAUUAGAUCACGUGAUGGGAUAUAAUGUUGAUGUUUUUGCAUCAAACACAGAGGUCCAAAGGAACUUCUAAUGCUUUUACUUAUUUUCUGUCAAAUAUGUAUUGUAACAAUAUUUCGUAUCCAUAUAAAACAUGAACAACUCCUUCCUUAAUAAGCUGACAUCAGCUCUUCAGCUCGAUCUCCCACAUUGGAGCAGUGUUAUGUAUAACAAUGUGCUGCAGAAUACAAAUAAUCAACUGCUCAGGUUUAUUAUGCAGUCGCAUAUCUACUAGUAGGAGCAUACGUAGCAUAUGUUUGUUUUUAUAUAUUGUGUUUGCAAGAAUAAAGCCUCUGUUAUGUCACAUAAUAACCAGGUAACAGGUGUAUUAUGUACUAAGAUCUGAUACUUGAGUGAUGAUGAGUAGUUUUGGAUUCAAUUUUAUUGUCAUUACACAGAGUACAGGUACAGAGGCAACGAAAUGGAAAAAAAUAUAUACAUUUGCCCUGUCCAUCGACUGCAGCUCGCUGUUAAACUGUGUGUGUGGUUGUGGGUGUGUGAGUGUUUGUGUGA